AUGAUAAGGGAUCGUAAAAAUCCCUAUACGAGCGCCUUCACGAGCCGUUUUACUUGUAGGUCGUUUGUAUUUGGUUUAAGUGGGGUCAGGAGAGACGGAGAUUUCGGUUUUACGAAGUUACAUUCGGGUGUUUCCGUCAACUCACACAAUAGAGUAAACACUAUUUUUCCAAUGUUGAGAUAUAACACUGAGCGGUUCUUAACCAUUUUUAGGGUUAUGAGUUUCUUCAUGUUUCAAAUGAAAGUGAAUCUUUAUGAGAAGUGUCUUAAAAAUUGUUUCGUAGGUCAGGAAAUAUUUAAAUAUUAUCUUUUGGGGAUGAUUCAAUCGGACUAUGAUAACGCUAUCAUCAAAUAUCAGAUAAUGUCCGAAUGGAUUUUAAAUGUAAUAAUUUUUGUUAUUGAUAAUGUCAAGGCGGUUAAUUCUUAG
Messenger RNA from Pediculus humanus corporis (human body louse), 426 nucleotides. RefSeq lists its product as uncharacterized. The transcript is spliced from 3 exons. Bases 1 to 426 code for a protein of 141 amino acids. Lineage: Eukaryota; Metazoa; Arthropoda; Insecta; Psocodea; Pediculidae. The record is from RefSeq and is a predicted model, not a curated record.